This is a messenger RNA of Drosophila teissieri, 2350 nucleotides long. It is a transcript of the gene Hsc70-1, whose product is annotated as heat shock 70 kDa protein cognate 1. Gene Ontology annotation, biological process: cellular response to unfolded protein; protein refolding; vesicle-mediated transport. Gene Ontology annotation, cellular component: cytosol; nucleus; plasma membrane. The transcript is spliced from 3 exons. The coding region runs from base 335 to 2260 and encodes 641 amino acids. Gene Ontology annotation, molecular function: misfolded protein binding; ATP hydrolysis activity; ATP-dependent protein folding chaperone. The record is from RefSeq and is a predicted model, not a curated record. Lineage: Eukaryota; Metazoa; Arthropoda; Insecta; Diptera; Drosophilidae.
CGGGCUGCCAGUUCGCUGGUGGCAUUCGUGGCGCGUGCAUCUUGCAAACUUUUGGGCGAUCGAUAUACAUAUAUAAAUAUAUAUAGCUGGUUCGAGAAUACCCAAGAAAAGCUACCAGGAAGCGAAGGCGGGAGCAGGCAGGACCAAAUUGGAUUUCAUCGUGGCAACCUGAGGACAAACGGAAGACGCUGUGGAGCUGCAAAGAGAAAAGGCGCUCGAAUUCUUCCGAGUCUUGACCUUUGUGCUCCUGUUCCUGAUCAUCUCCCUGUAUCUAUAUCGCUUUGCGUUUUGAAGGACCAGCGCUGACUGCCUGGGGUAUUUGGCCGCAGCCAAGAUGCCCAAAUUACCAGCGGUUGGCAUUGAUCUUGGUACCACGUACUCGUGUGUCGGCGUCUUUCAGCAUGGCAAGGUGGAGAUCAUCGCCAACGACCAGGGCAAUCGCACCACGCCCAGCUAUGUGGCGUUCACGGAGUCGGAGCGUCUGAUCGGCGACGCGGCCAAGAACCAGGUGGCCAUGAAUCCCACCAACACGAUCUUCGAUGCCAAGCGGCUGAUUGGCCGCCGUUUCGACGACGCCACCGUCCAGUCGGACAUGAAGCAUUGGCCCUUCGAGGUGGUCGCCGAAAACGGAAAGCCCCGCAUCCGGGUGGAGUACAAGGGCGAGCGGAAGAGCUUCUUUCCGGAGGAGGUGUCCUCGAUGGUGCUGACGAAAAUGCGAGAGACCGCCGAGGCCUACCUGGGCGGCUCCGUGACAGAUGCGGUGGUCACCGUGCCGGCGUACUUCAACGACUCCCAGCGCCAGGCCACCAAGGAUGCGGGCGCCAUUGCGGGAUUGAAUGUGCUUCGCAUUAUCAACGAACCGACGGCGGCGGCCAUAGCCUACGGCUUGGAUAAACAGGGCACCAGCGAACGAAAUGUCCUGAUCUUUGACCUUGGCGGCGGCACCUUCGACGUUUCGGUGCUGACCAUCGAAGAUGGCAUCUUCGAGGUGAAGGCCACCGCUGGCGACACCCAUCUCGGCGGCGAGGACUUCGAUAACCGGCUGGUGAACCACUUCGUACAGGAGUUUCAGCGCAAGCAUAAGAAAGAUCUGGGCCAGAACAAGCGGGCGUUGAGGCGCCUGCGCACCGCCUGCGAAAGGGCCAAGCGCACCCUCUCCUCGUCCACGCAGGCCAGCAUCGAGAUCGAUUCCCUCUUCGAGGGCGUCGACUUCUACACGUCGGUGACCCGGGCCCGUUUCGAGGAGUUGAAUGGGGAUCUGUUCCGCGGUACCAUGGAACCAGUGGCCAAGGCGCUGCGUGAUGCCAAGAUGGACAAGGGCCAGAUACACGACAUCGUGCUGGUGGGUGGCUCCACCAGGAUUCCCAAGGUGCAACGCCUGCUGCAGGACUUUUUCAACGGCAAGGAUCUGAACAAGUCCAUCAAUCCCGAUGAGGCGGUGGCGUAUGGAGCGGCAGUGCAGGCGGCCAUCCUCCAUGGCGACAAAUCGGAGGCAGUGCAGGAUCUGCUCCUGCUGGAUGUCACUCCUCUAUCUCUGGGCAUUGAGACCGCUGGUGGGGUCAUGACCACGCUGAUCAAGAGGAACACCACCAUACCCACCAAGCAAACGCAAAUCUUUACCACCUAUGCGGACAACCAGCCAGGUGUGCUCAUCCAGGUGUUUGAGGGUGAGCGCGCGAUGACGCGGGAUAACAACAGCCUGGGUAAGUUUGAGCUCUCGGCCAUUCCACCGGCGCCACGCGGAGUGCCCCAGGUGGAGGUGACCUUCGACAUCGACGCCAAUGGCAUACUCAAUGUGACGGCGCUGGAGAAGUCGACGGGAAAGGAGAACCGGAUCACCAUCACCAAUGACAAGGGCCGUCUCUCCAAGGAGGACAUCGAGCGGAUGGUCAAUGAUGCGGAGGCCUAUCGCCAGGCGGAUGAGCAGCAACGCGACCGCAUCAAUGCCAAGAACCAGCUGGAGUCGUACUGCUUCCAGUUGCGCUCCACUCUGGACGACGAGCAUCUCAGCAGCCGGUUUAGCCCUGCGGAUCGGGAGACCAUCCAGCAGCGCUCCAGUGAAACGAUUGCCUGGCUGGAUGCCAAUCAACUGGCCGAACGGCAGGAGUUCGAGCACAAGCAGCAGGAACUGGAGAGGAUCUGCAGUCCGAUCAUCACGCGAUUGUACCAGGGCGCUGGAAUGGCACCACCUCCACCCACCGGAAGCUCCAAUCCAGGAGCAACUGGCGGCUCGGGUCCGACCAUUGAGGAGGUUGAUUAGUGAAGUGCAACACUAGUUUGUUAUCCCUAGAAUCUCAACAAAUCUUAUUCACCCUUAAAAUCUGAUGUACCCCAAAUAAAUUCAAAGUGU